This is a messenger RNA of Theobroma umbraticum, 619 nucleotides long. Lineage: Eukaryota; Viridiplantae; Streptophyta; Magnoliopsida; Malvales; Malvaceae. The record is from RefSeq and is a predicted model, not a curated record.
AUGCCAGGAAAAGAUAGGAGAAAGGGUGGAGGCGGGGACAUUAAGCUGACGUCGUCAUCCACCACUGCGACGUCUUCUCGGCCCAGACACAGGCAUAGUAAUUCGGUGGACGGUAGCGCUUACGGAGAGGUAAUGGAGGCCAAGAAAGCUAUGCCUCCUGAUAAGCUGGCCGAACUCUGGAACCUUGAUCCCAAGCGUGCUAAAAGAAUACUGGCAAAUCGGCAGUCAGCAGCUCGCUCAAAAGAGAGGAAGGCCCGCUAUAUUCUAGAACUAGAGCGUAAAGUUCAGACCCUUCAAACGGAAGCAACCACUCUUUCUGCUCAGCUAACAUUAUUUCAGGUUUGUCUUUGUAGAUUUUGAGUUUGGCAAUCAUUUAUGGACCUUAGUUCUAAAGAAACUAUCUCCACUUUAUUUACGCCACAGUGGUACUCUUUAUCACAUAAAAGAGCUGUUUUAUAUUGCCAAGUUAUGUUUUGAUUGUAGAGUUUUUUACUUCUGAUCUCAUUGAUUUUGCAUAAUGUCUACUCUUGCACAUUUUAUUGAAGUUAAUGAUCAUCUUGUGUAUGGAAUGCUGUGAUGUGUGUUUUUUUUAAUUAUCUUUACUGUCGAUAAUGGGCUU